Messenger RNA from Strongyloides ratti, 369 nucleotides. Its product is annotated as V-type proton ATPase subunit F. Gene Ontology annotation, molecular function: proton-transporting ATPase activity, rotational mechanism. Gene Ontology annotation, cellular component: membrane; proton-transporting V-type ATPase, V1 domain. Lineage: Eukaryota; Metazoa; Nematoda; Chromadorea; Rhabditida; Strongyloididae. The transcript is spliced from 2 exons. Gene Ontology annotation, biological process: proton transmembrane transport. The record is from RefSeq and is a predicted model, not a curated record. The coding region runs from base 1 to 369 and encodes 122 amino acids.
AUGGCUCAUUCUUCACAAAAAGGACGUGUUUUAGCUGUUAUUGGUGAUGAAGAUACUGUUGUCGGCUUUUUACUUGGUGGUAUUGGUGAAUUAAAUAAAGCUAGAAAGACAAAUUAUUUUAUUGUCGAAAAGACCACUAGCCCAACUGAAAUUGAAGAAGCUUUCAAAGCUUUUGUUGAAAGAGAGGAUAUUGCUAUUAUUCUCAUUAAUCAACAUGUUGCUGAACUUAUUCGUUACGCAAUUGACCAUCACACUAAAAGUAUUCCAGCUGUUUUAGAAAUUCCAUCAAAGGAAAUGCCAUAUGAUCCAUCUAAGGAUAGUAUUCUUAACAGAGCACGUGGUCUUUUUAAUGUUGAUGAUUUUAAAUAA